Molecule: messenger RNA, 475 nt
Organism: Ceratotherium simum simum (southern white rhinoceros)
Lineage: Eukaryota; Metazoa; Chordata; Mammalia; Perissodactyla; Rhinocerotidae
Source: RefSeq, a predicted model, not a curated record
UCUCUAAAACUUUCCCGGGGCAGUGGAGCAGGCCAAGAAGGAGGCAGCUGAGAAGGAACAGGAGCUGCUAAGACAGAAACUACAGGAGCAGGAGCAGCAGAUGGAGGCGCAAAAGAGGAGUCUCCAGGAAAACAUAGCUCAAUUGGAAAAGAAGCUGGUGUGGGAAAGAGAAAUCCUAAUGAGACAGUAUAAUAUGAUGCUGGAGCAUAAACUGAAGGUCCAAAGAGAUCUCCUUAAUGAAGGAUUUAGGAAGAAAGCUGAAGAGAUGAGCGCAGAGAUAGAUUGCUUGAAAAAUGUGAUUGAUACUGCUAAAAGUGAUAAUACUGCCUGGAUUGCAGCAAUCUUGGGCAAAUUUGGCAAUGAGAUCAUUUCACUAUCUUCUGCUCCUGCCAAACUUCUUGGUAAUCUUUUGAAAGUCACGAGCUUACUAUUUAAAAAGAAUUAGCUUUCCUUUUAAAGAAAUUAUAGAAUGUGG